Thelazia callipaeda (thelaziosis nematode) is the source of this 588-nucleotide messenger RNA. The record is from the annotation of a GenBank genome assembly. NCBI's taxonomy places the organism in Eukaryota, Metazoa, Nematoda, Chromadorea, Rhabditida, Thelaziidae.
AUGAUAUUCAUUCAUAACCCUCUACCACCAGAUCGCCAACUAAGGAUGGAUAUGGAGAACAGACACAAUGAUCAUAAUAAAGAAUGCGAUAUCACAAGAUUUGUAAUUACUGGAAUAUUUUUGUACACGCUUACCUCAUCAUUUAUUAUCAUCUUAAAUUAUCCGAUAUCACUAACAGCAAUCGUAAUACCUCUUAUAGUACUUGUUCACACAAUUGUUGUUUUGAGAGGAAAUCGACGACGAAAUUUGUGGCCAUGCAUUUUUAUCGCGUUCACUGGUUUUACCUUGAAAUCCGUUGCAAUUAUGUUAUUUUUUAUUAUCUAUCCUUUGCGAAGCGAAGAAAUCACUUCAAAAAUCAUUCAAACGUAUAAAAAAUCAAGUGCAUUUGGUUGGUCGAGAAUAAAAGAAAGAGCUGUAUUCUUCGGUGUACUUUUUGCGGCCGAAUUUAUUUUACUAAUACUAACUUGUUUCUUACAUUGGCAUUUAAUGGCUUUCUGCGACUUAUCACCAGCAAAUACCAUAUUAACAGAAACAGCAGAUCGAACUGAAAGAAAAAGACGUAAAACUGGAAGAGGCCAUCCACUAUGA